This is a messenger RNA of Morus notabilis, 1948 nucleotides long. RefSeq names its product pentatricopeptide repeat-containing protein At1g52640, mitochondrial. The transcript is spliced from 2 exons. The record is from RefSeq and is a predicted model, not a curated record. Gene Ontology annotation, molecular function: protein binding. The coding region runs from base 7 to 1575 and encodes 522 amino acids. Lineage: Eukaryota; Viridiplantae; Streptophyta; Magnoliopsida; Rosales; Moraceae.
CAUAAUAUGGCCAUGAGGACUCUCUUCUCAAAACGCACGGUCAUUCAAGCCGUCUUCCGCUCCUUUCCCUCAUCCAACCUCCAAACCCUCCACAGCUUUUGUUCUCCCGCCGUACAACACCCCCCGCCGCCGCCCCCGGCGGAUCCCGUGAACGACGUCUCUCGCGUGCUAAGCGACCGCCGGAACGCCCAUGACGACUUGGAACAUUCCCUCGCCGCUUUCUCGACGCAGAUAUCGACAAACCUGGUCGAACAGGUGCUCAAGAGGUGCCAAAACCUCGGCUUCUCCGCGCACAGGUUCUUCCUUUGGGCCAAGAAAAUCCCGGGUUUCGAACACAGCGUCGAAAGCUACCACAUUUUGGUUGAUGUUUUGGGAAGUAGCAAGCAAUUCGCCGUGAUGUGGGAUCUUCUUAUGGACGUUAGGGAGUCGAAAUGUUGCGAAAUCAGUCCCGAGAUUUUCUGGAUUGUUUUCAGAGCAUAUUGUAGAGCUAAUUUGCCGCGUGAUGCGAUCCGGGCGUUUAAUAGAAUGGUUGAGUUUGGAGUUAAGCCGUGUGUUCAUGAUCUUGAUCAGCUUUUGUAUGCUUUAUGCAAAAGGAAGCACGUGAAACAUGCCCAUGAAUUUUUCGACAAAGUUAAGGGCGGGUUUGAGCCGAGCGUGAAAACUUUCAGCAUUUUGAUCCGUGGUUGGGGCGAUUUAGGCGACGCAAGUCAUGCCCGUGAGUUGUUCGAUGAAAUGCUUCAGAGAGGCUGUUUUCUUGAUGUGCUUGCGUAUAAUAGUUAUUUGGAGGCUUUGUGCAAAGGAGGAAGUGCUGAUGAGGCUUAUGAGAUUUUUCGGGGUAUGAAGGAGAAAGGAGUUAGCCCGGAUGCGUGCACAUACUCGGUUUUCAUCCGCACCUAUUGUGAAGCAAAUGACAUUCACUCGGUUUUUCGCGUGCUUGAUCGAAUGAGGAGAUAUGAUCUCUUGCCAAAUGUCUUUACUUACAAUCUUAUAAUCAAGAAACUUUGCAAGAAUGAAAAGGUGGAUGAAGCUUACCAACUCUUGGAGGAAAUGAUCGAAAACGGAGUUAGACCAGAUUCGUGGAGUUACAAUGCAAUCCUUGCUUUCCAUUGUGAUCAUUGCGAGGUCCAUAGAGCUCUUAGGUUAUUGUCGAGAAUGGAAAAAGACUGUAAGCCAGAUCGGCAUACUUAUAACAUGGUGCUCAAACUACUGAUCGGGAUAGGGAGAUUCGACAGGAUGACCGAGGUUUGGGAGAACAUGGCGGUGAAAGGAUUUUAUCCUUCGGUGUCAACAUACGCUGUCAUGAUUCAUGGCCUCUGUAAGAAAAAGGGUAAACUAGAGGAGGCGUGUAAGUACUUCGAGACGAUGAUCGACGAAGGAAUACCACCGUAUUCAACUACAGUUGAGAUGUUGAGGAACCGUCUUCUGGGAUUAGGGCUCCUUGAGCAUAUUGACAUUAUUGCACGUAAAAUGGAAAGAAGCACUUCUUGCUUAAUACAAGAGUUUGCAAACUUAAUGAGAGGUGGUAGGGCUUUUAAAACAUCAAGACGUGAAGAAUCUGAUCUUGAAAGUGAGUGAUCAACACCAAAAAGUAAUUAGUUUGUCGUUUGCCCAGAUGAUUUGCAUGAAGUAGAAGUUUAAUUCACCGUUUGAUUUGUCUGGUAUAAUUUCCUAACCUGAAAUAAUAUUUUACCAACCGUAUGUAUAAUGCAUUUAGUUUCAAGCUAAACGAUUCAUUUUUCUUGCUCAAAGUGAAAUUGAUUAAUCACUGAAGUUUAGUUGACUGUUCUGAAUGAGUAUGAGGGAUCAAUCAAGGGAGGCCAAUCUGGAAACGUAUAGCCAAUCAAAAAUGCCUAUACAAGUUCGUCCUUUUUUUUUUUAAACCUCAAGAGUCCAAAGUCGGAGUCUCAGCAACAGAAGAGAUUCAUACGCCACAGGAUUUCUCUCCGAG